This is a messenger RNA of Impatiens glandulifera, 1133 nucleotides long. Its product is annotated as (+)-neomenthol dehydrogenase-like. The coding region runs from base 116 to 1015 and encodes 299 amino acids. NCBI's taxonomy places the organism in Eukaryota, Viridiplantae, Streptophyta, Magnoliopsida, Ericales, Balsaminaceae. The record is from RefSeq and is a predicted model, not a curated record. Gene Ontology annotation, cellular component: membrane. The transcript is spliced from 4 exons.
CUAAAUACAUAUUAUGUAACCAUUACCUCAUCAAUAUCACUUCUCUUUUCAUACACAAUAUAAGGUUCCUAUCUUCUUUUGUGUUUUAUAAGCAAAUGCAAAUAUAGAGAGAAAGAUGGACGGCAAAAGGUGUGCGAUUGUGACCGGCGCGAAUAAAGGAUUAGGGCUCGAGGUAUGCAGACAGUUAGCUGCAACUGGCAUCAAAGUGAUUCUUACUGCUAGAGAUAAGAAAAGAGGACUUGAAGCUAUGGAGAAGCUCAAAGGGUUGGCCGGUGAUGAUAUCACUAAUAUCAUCUUCCAUCACCUUGAUGUGGCCGACCCCUCUACAAUUACACCUCUUGUUGAUUUUGUGAAGGACAUGUUUGGAAAGCUUGAUAUAUUGAUCAAUAAUGCUGGUAUUCUAGGAUCCAAGGUUGAUUGGGAAUCCCUGCAAGGUAUUAUUGGUAAGCCCGGAUGGACUGAAGACAAACUCAAUGAAUUAAUAGAUUCUCAAACAUACGAGAUGGCGGAAGAAUGUAUCCAAGUGAAUUAUUACGGCACGAAAAAGAUGAUUGAAGCAUUUGUUCCCCUUCUCCAACUAUCUGAUUCUCCAAGAAUUUUGAACGUUUCUUCAGUCGCUGGAAAAUUAGAAUAUUUGUCAAAUGAAUGGGCUAAAGGAGUGCUAAAUGACGUUGACAACCUCACUGAAGAAAGAAUAGAUGAGGUGGUGAAAGUGUUCCUCAAUGAUUUUAAAGAUGGAACUAAUUUGGAAACCAAAUGCUGGCCAAAGAUUCUCAGUUCUUAUAUAGUGUCAAAAGUUGCUUUGAAUGCUUACACUAGAGUUAUAGCCAAGAAAUUUCUGGGUAUUCUCGUGAACUGUGCUUGUCCAGGUUAUGUUAAGACAGACAUCAACGAGAAUACUGGAUUACUUUCCGUGGAAGAAGGAGCCGAAAACCUAGUUAGAGUGGCUUUGUUGCCUGAUGAUGGGCCUUCGGGAGCAUUCUUUCAACAAGCCAAACUCUCUUCUUUUGAAUGAAAAUUAGUUAAAGUGUUCUUAUAUUCAGUUAUAUAUACUUACCAUAAACUUGUAUAUGGUUACUUGUUUUAGCUUUGCCUAUAUAAUUUGUUUGAAUAAUUUAUAUCUUUGAACUUCA